Fusarium coffeatum is the source of this 4920-nucleotide messenger RNA. RefSeq lists its product as uncharacterized. The coding region runs from base 1 to 4920 and encodes 1639 amino acids. NCBI's taxonomy places the organism in Eukaryota, Fungi, Ascomycota, Sordariomycetes, Hypocreales, Nectriaceae. The transcript has 4 exons. The record is from RefSeq and is a predicted model, not a curated record.
AUGGAUCAGGCUCAUCCCGCCUCUGCGGGUGGUCUACCACCCACGGGGCCACCACCUCCGCCGAAGCCGGUGCUGGACCCGAGCCGUGUUUAUGGCAAACAGCAGGCACCCAAUUUACGCGAAGCUUUCGAUGAAUACUACCCCAAUGGCCUUCCUGUUUUCUAUAAGAUGCUUCAGACACCCAACUCCCAAGGCGUUCCCCAGACUUACCUCGAAGACUAUCUUCCCGUGGGAUUCUACACGAACCCUCGGAUUGAAGCUGGGGCCAUCUUCUCUACUAAGAACCGAACACAGCCGUUCCGUCCUAUGGAUCAUGUGAUGCCUCAACGUCGCAUCCAUCUCUGGAGCGGUGACGAUAUCCAAUCAGUUUGUAACUCGCUGCGCAGGCUCUACUGGGAUUCCAUGAAAUACAUGCAAAAGCCCACCUGCUGGGAUGACCUGUGGUCUUACUUCGAUACCUUCGACAUUUACCAUUACGGAGCCAUCAACCUCUGGAAUGUGUUGAAUCAUCUCUACGAUGAGAAUCAAAUAAUCGCCUUCGAUGUGAACAAGCGUGUCGCCUACGAAGUCGGCAUGUGGCUUGACGAGUGGUUGUGCAAGGAGCACAACGACCAGAAGCACAACGGCCAGAAGCUUGAACAGUGGGACACUACCCAAUCUACCAUCUCAAUUUUCACCAAGGAAGACUGGAAUGAAAUCGGCAAUUGCGAUGCAAGUCAACUGGCCAUUCUUGAAAAUGCCCUGAAACAUCGUUACUUUUUGAUGAAGUCUCCUGAAAAAUUAAGGUUGGGUGCCAACGCGAAGCCAAAGCAUCUUAUGGAAUCUUACGCCAACGAUAAUCCUGAGAACUGGCUUGCUGCUCAACGUAUUUUUGAACCUUCAGGCCUUCCGCCACCACCAGCCGCGGAACCUCAUCGCUGUUCGCCAACCUCCAGAAAAGCUUCCGCACCUGUUCUUGUGCAGAAUGGCAAACAUUUCUAUCAACCGCCACCUGUACAGCGUCCACCCAAUGCAGUGGAGGCCUUGCAGCAAUCCGCCGCUGCAGGGCCGGCCCCUGACAGCAACAGUGAGAGGGUCUCAACGAAACAAACUGACAAAGGUGAUCCUGUGGCUCGAGAAACUCUUCGUGUAUCACCUAAGAUCAGGCCCAAGUCUACGGAGCCUUUCCCCUCCUAUGUUGUGCCCUCACCACAGAAUAAUGAAGAAGAUGGCCAAGCAACCGACUCAUCAACGGCUGGAAAGGAGAUGCUAACUCAGAAAGAUGGCCUACCAGAGAGGCCUGAUGCACAGACUCCGACAAAAUCUAAGCGACGAGGCCGCGGUAAUCCCGGGGCAACUCGAGAAGCUGGCAGAUCACCCGUGACGGCAUCGCUGCCAUCAUCAGCUGUCAUGGAAUUCUCAAACCUGGCUACUCCCGAAAGGCCAACCAAUGGCGAUGAACAGCAGACUGGCUUCGGCUCUUCUAUCGAUAACCCAGCAGCUGAGGACGCCAGGUCAUUUGGUAAGCGAGGAGACACAGAAUCACGAAUUGGUGUUUUCAAAGAACCUGAGAAGCAGAAGCGACCAAGUCGGUCUCUUGCUCACUCCAGUACCCAGGAGCAUAAUGACUUACAAUUUCUUGGUGAUGUGGGUAGCUUCAACCACUUGCAAAGACCAGCUCAGAACCUUCAAGCAAGUCUCGUGCCCGGUGCUCUCGCAGAAGGAACGAUCCAGCUAAACAAUACAAAUAACCCUCUGGGGAUUACCUUUCAACCUCCUGGACCUUUCAACCCCGACACUCAAGGGGGCUAUCCUGUCCCCGAGCCGACCACUGGUGUCUCAAGUGGCUUUGGCUACCGACAUGCAAGCAUGCAGCAGCCACCUGUGCUUCAAAAGGGGUUCGCUCCCUACCGGAGCCGGAAUGCUACGAAUUCUUCCCGCCCAGAGCGUUUCGAGCCUAAUAACAACCGAUGGCCUCAUCACCACCAUGAGAACUUCACCAAUACAAACUCUGCCCACGGCCGUGGUGGUUAUCAACGUGGUGGGCGCAAAAGUGCGGGACGUCGUGGUGGCUAUAACCAGCGAAAUGCAACGGCACCAGUUACGCAACUUCAUUAUGGUUCUGAUUUUGCUCAGAAGCAGCGUGAUGGAGGCCUAUGGAGGAACAAAGGGCGCCGUGAAGGCUCGGACCCAGUCCAGGUAGUAUGCCAGAACGUUCAAGAUAACUAUACCAUCAAAGAUUAUGUUCAUUGCUCCUGCCAAAUGUGUGAGGCUCGCAACCGCUCUAUGCAUGUCGUUGCGGAAGCCCACCAGGACAUACCAGCAGCAGACCUGCAGUCACGAAUCAAGUCAGGUCUAUCUGAAAUAUACGGUUUCGUAGAAGGGGUGUUUCCACUGCCGUCCAAAGAGCCAGGCCGUUUCAUUGUCCGAUUUAGACGCCCCUCUUCUGUCGGGGCGGCGCUCACGAUUGGUGGUGGAAAGAUGCUUGAGCAAGGUCUAUCUCUUAUCUUCUCGCCAGCUUUGCGUUCCAAAUGGACACUCUCUGAAAAGGCACCGACUAGAGUACCCUCUGGCCAAAGCACGGGUCAGCACCCUUCCUCCUUGCCUUUCUCACCGUAUCCGUUCGGUCUGGUGAUGCCCGGCAAUGCUCAAAGUGCAGCAACAACCCACCAUACUCCGUCUGGGAUGCUUCAUCCAUCCGCGGCUAACCCAGCAAAUGCUCAAAUGUGGGAUAAGGGUGGUGUCCAGCACGAAUUUGCGACAGUCUCGCAGCCUUUUGUUGUGAAUAGAUCAUCUGCCCCUCACCAAUCGACGACAAACAUGACGCACUUUGUCCCACGCGUGCAUUGCUUGCCUCAGAAACAACCUAUUGUUGUAAACGAUACACAUCACGACAACGUUUCUAUAACCCCCCUCGAGCCACUACAAACAAAGCCACCUGCGGAGGAAGCGCUGGGUGACAUGAAUGAUCAGAAUCGACGUGAUCGUGACAGUCCGAGAAGUGACAGAAGCAAAACAGCUGGGGCUAAAGCUCGAGUUUCACUGCCCAAUACUCCCACUAAGGCUUCUAUUGGCCCUGAGGAACCGCCUGCAGCACAUUCGGAAGCCAUCGAGAAGAGCAUACAAAACCAGAACGGUACAGAAACUGAGUCUCGGCCUCAACCUUCUGAGCCAUCCUCUGCUAUGGCUACUCAUACUCGCGCACCCAGUGUCUUCACUGAAAACGAAAUCAAGGAGAGACGUCAAGCGUGGGCAAAGAUCCCUAUGCCACUGAACCCUCAGCGACCCAAGAACCUUAAACUAACCAACGCCAACAGUGGCACUGUCAAGAAUGAAGGCAACUCAGGGGCUUCAAAGGAUGAUAGGUGUGAAGCCUAUGCUAGUGGUUCUCAAAUGUCAACUCCGACUCAUACCGUGACGUUCACUCCUGAGAUUGGCAGCGUAUAUGAACAAUCUCCCGACGAACCAGUAUCUCCUCGGCCUGCGCAAAAGGAUCAUCCUUUGACCCAGUCCACUGGAUCGGUAGGACAAGAGACGGCGGCUUUGAAGAACGAUGACCGAAAUGAGCCAAUGUUAUCACAGACGGAUGCUACAUACUCUCCUACCGGCGGAGCUGCUCAACGACAUCUGCUAAAUCAAAUGAAGUUGUCCAUGCCCGUCGAGAAAGACGCUUCGCCGUCGGACAUACACGCGACGAAUCAACAACAAGAACACGCCCAGGGGACUCAGACAAAAGGAAAGGGAAAGGGCUCGAAACCUAAAUCGAAGUCGAAGAAAAAGAAGUCGUCGUCGAAACAGAAGACGGUUACUCAAGACAACGAUUCCAGCUCUCACAUUCCCCAAAACAAUUCUUUCUCGCCCGCUCAAUCUACCCAUGCAGCACCCGAAACCUAUAAAAAUGCUUCCAUACCAGCGCAUCUUGGUUCCCUAUUUAGACAAGCUUCAGAGAAUGAAUCUUUUGAUGUUUCCCCUACCAAACGACACCACGAAGAGCCUGAGCAACAGAAUUCUGCAUCUGGUUCUUUCAAGCGCACUAAGAAGCAAGGCGAUGAUCCAGAAGCUAGUGUUCAAUCGCAACUGCCCCCUUUCGAUGAAUUCGAUUCACCUGAUGAGGACGCACGUAUUCGCAAAGGAUUUCGAGUGGGUAAGGGAGGUUCGCUGCGCAUGGGCAAAACACGUCGACCUCGUCCCGUCAUGGUUGGGUCAGCACUUGCAGAGCAGUCGAAGAGCGUCGCGAUGUCACCACCCUCAUCUGACUUUGCUUUCCAAUGCCAAAACGCCAGCGUCUACGCUGAACCAUCAAGCUUACAUGGUCCCGACAAUAGUGCAACGAGUCGUCUAAACCCGAAAGCCCAGGAGUUUGUCUCGCCAUCUAGAGUGACACUCUUUAACGCGCAGGUACCUGCCGAGGAUGAAGUUCUCAAACGGCCUGCAUUAGAUGACGCAACUAACCGUAUCCGCAAGGCAGGCCAAAUCGACCAGGAAUCAUUGAAGCCGGAAAUUGGCAGCGUGGACGUAUCUCCUACUGAUGAUUCUAUGCCGUCUAUAACAGCCACCUCGACCUCGAAGCAUCGUCAAACUCAUUCAGAAGCAGCUUCGAAGGAGAACCACGCAAGCGACAAAGAAGCUGUGGGCAACACACAGGCAAAGACGCCAGCAAAGGGCCCCAAGCGAGCAAAAGGCAAAGAAAGAGCCGCUACAUUGAGCGCGAAGACAGAAAAGAAUGAGAGCGAGAAGGAGACGACCCGAAAUUCACCACGAACUCCUAAACAACAUAACAAGACCAAGAAGCCCGGUCUGAUCAACGACGAUUGGCCAUCUCUUCCAGUAUCUCGGGAUCGCGCCCUCUCAAAGCCGCAGACAACCCCCGUUUGGGGUACGAAGACGAAGACUGCUGAAGAAAAUGGCGAUGAAGACGAAAGCACCCCCGUUGCCAAAUGA